UCAAGAUUGUGUGAGGUUGGUCAUCCAGUUUCCAUGGUCACUCAUCCCGAAUCCAAACUCCUUUUCCUUUUCCUUUUCCUGCUUUACUUCUGUUCAUUCAAAAUUAUGAUUAAUUAAGAAAGUAAUGCACUCUCACAAAACUAUCUUCGAUCUUGUCUAUAAAACCACGCUCCAUUUGUGUUGCGUUUCAUUACCAAUCCAAACCCAUCUCCUCCAAAAAACAAAAAAUGGGCUUGCUCUUCUUUCUGGCUCUUUUAUUUGGAGCCUCUUGUGCCCAACUCACCGAGAACUUCUACGACCAAACUUGUCCUCGUCUCCCUAACAUUGUCCGCCAAGAGGUCAAGAGGGCUAUUGAAACCGACAUCCGUGCCGGGGCUAAGCUUAUCCGCUUCCAUUUCCAUGACUGCUUCGUCCAAGGCUGCGAUGGCUCUGUUUUGCUGGAGGAUGCUCCCGGCAUCGACAGUGAACUCAACGGACAAGGAAAUUUAGGAAUCCAAGGACUCGAGAUUGUCGACGCCAUCAAAGCCGCCGUUGAAAGCGAAUGUCCCGGCGUCGUAUCUUGCGCCGACGUCCUAGCUCUGGCCGCUAAACAAUCUGUGGACGUGCAAGGCGGGCCCAGCUGGAGAGUUUUAUUCGGAAGAAGAGAUAGCAGAACAGCCAAUAGAACAGGGGCCGACGAACUCCCAAGUCCGUUCGAAACUCUUGAGCCACUCAAAAAGAAGUUCGAAGCCGUAGGGCUGGAUUCCACUGAUCUUGUUGCUCUAUCUGGGGCGCAUACGUUCGGUCGGUCGAGAUGCAUGUUCUUCAGCGGGCGUUUCUCGAACUUCAAUGGAACUGGGCAGCCAGAUCCGACACUGGACCCAGCCUACAGGCAGGAGCUGGAGAGAGGUUGUACAGAUGGAGAGACGCGAGUGAAUUUCGAUCCAACCACACCGGACACAUUUGACAAAAACUACUACACCAACCUUCAAGCCAAUCGAGGGCUUCUAACGAGUGACCAAGUGCUGUUCUCCACUCCUGGCGCCGACACAAUUGAAAUUGUGAACCGUCUUGGGUCCCGGGAAGGAACCUUCUUUAGACAAUUUCGGGUGUCCAUGAUAAAGAUGGGAAACAUUAGGCCCUUAACUGGAAACCAAGGGGAAAUCAGAAGAAACUGCAGGAGGGUGAAUGAGUUGGGAGGUGAAGCAGGGCAUGAUGUUAUGUAAUUUUACGCCUCUUGCUUGUGUGCCACAAUAAAUUCAGAACUUCCUUGGUUGUUUUUGAAGGUUCUGGAUAUAAUAUUUUCCAGUGCGUGCUUAGAGCUAGGAUAGGAUUGGAUUGGAUUGGACGCAGGAAUUUCCCACAAAAUAUCAGUAAUUAUGAGGUUCAUCCCAGUUGGAGACCCCAACUGAUUUCACAUUUUAA
Molecule: messenger RNA, 1404 nt
Organism: Cucurbita maxima (winter squash)
Lineage: Eukaryota; Viridiplantae; Streptophyta; Magnoliopsida; Cucurbitales; Cucurbitaceae
Product: peroxidase 2-like
Exons: 4
Coding region: 228-1205 (325 amino acids)
Biological process (GO): hydrogen peroxide catabolic process; response to oxidative stress
Molecular function (GO): heme binding; peroxidase activity
Source: RefSeq, a predicted model, not a curated record